This is a messenger RNA of Telopea speciosissima, 1030 nucleotides long. Its product is annotated as glyoxylate/hydroxypyruvate reductase HPR3-like. The record is from RefSeq and is a predicted model, not a curated record. The transcript is spliced from 2 exons. NCBI's taxonomy places the organism in Eukaryota, Viridiplantae, Streptophyta, Magnoliopsida, Proteales, Proteaceae. Gene Ontology annotation, cellular component: cytosol. The coding region runs from base 16 to 1029 and encodes 337 amino acids. Gene Ontology annotation, molecular function: glyoxylate reductase (NADPH) activity; hydroxypyruvate reductase [NAD(P)H] activity; NAD binding.
CAAUAUUCAUCAUCAAUGGAUACCGCUGCUGCUGUUGGUGGCGGUGCCGGAGUAGAAGGACAACAACAAGCUGCGGAGCUACCGGAGCUUCUGAUUUUUGGUUAUCCCCCUACUCAGUUUCUUGUCCCACUGGCCAAGAGGUUCAGACUUCUGAAGCCUUUGGAAGAGGAAUCCAUGUCCACCCAACAAUUCUUGACCACUCACGCCCAGUCCGUCAGGGCUUUGGCCUGCUUAGGUCUCCACCCCAUCGAUUCUGAAAUCCUCCGAUGUCUUCCCUCCUUGCAGUGUGUUGUUGCCACCAGCGUCGGUGUUGACCAUAUCGACUUGGCCGAGUGCCGCCGGAGGGGGAUAGCAGUUACCAAUGCCGGGCCUGCCUUCGCUGAAGACACUGCCGAUUUCGCCGUUGGACUCCUUCUCGAUGUCCUUCGCCGUGUCUCGGCCGCUGACCGGUAUGUACGGCAAGGUCUCUGGCCUAUUAAGGGGGACUAUCCUCUUGGUUCCAAGUUAGGGAGCAAGCAAGUCGGGAUUAUUGGGAUGGGGAAUAUUGGCUCUGAAGUUGCAAAAAGGCUUGAGCCCUUUGGAUGCAGUAUCUCAUACAAUUCAAGGACGAAGAAGUCAUCUUUUGCAUUUCCAUUCUAUUCAAAUGUCCAUGAACUUGCAGCUAACAGCGAUGUUCUCAUCCUUACUUGUGCAUUGAGCAAGGAAACAUACCACAUAAUUGACAGGGAUAUGAUAUUGGCAUUGGGAGAGAAAGGAGUCAUCAUUAAUGUGGGACGUGGAGCUCUCAUUGACGAGAAGGAGUUGGUUCGAUGUUUGGUGCAAGGAGAAAUUGGUGGUGCUGGUUUGGAUGUGUAUGAAAAUGAGCCUGAUGUGCCCAAAGAGCUCUUUGUCUUGGAUAAUGUUGUACUGUCUCCACAUAAAGCUGUGUUGACCCCAGAAUCCUUUGCAGCAUCAUCUAAAAUGGCUAUGGCUAACUUGGAGGCUUUCUUUGCAGGUAAACCCUUACUGUCUCCAGUGAAGGAUGAAUGAA